AUGAGCGAGGCAUUUCACAGCCUUCGUUGGCCAGUCUUCGAAGACAUAUCCAAUAUCCGGGUUGCAAGUGACCCCGAUAGUGCCGAACCGGAGCUCUUGCCGUUCGAAGGCCAUCCUAUUGCAGCCGAAGCAGCAACCAAAAUACCCCUGAAGGAAAUCGCUUUUAGCCUCGAAGUCUUAGACAACUAUGAAGCCGCCGAGUUCGAAGCACCGGAUCGCGUGUUCGUUCGCGGAGCCGAUGGCGGCAUUGUUACAGUCGCAGAUGUCGUUAAACAACUCUCAGCCUAUUUUAUCGCCCACAAGGAAGCAAUACUCGAAGCUAAAUUCCCCUUUUUGGACUUUGAUAAAGACAAUCUAUCUAAUACACGCGUCUUCUUUGAUGGUUUCACAUUCAUUAUCGAACCCGGCAUGUACUCGCUCCCUGUCGAACUGUGGGCCGAGGGAGAGAAUGGAGAGUCUGCAAAUCAUUGGAGGCAUGGGGUUUGA
This is a messenger RNA of Westerdykella ornata, 486 nucleotides long. RefSeq lists its product as uncharacterized. The transcript has a single exon. The record is from RefSeq and is a predicted model, not a curated record. NCBI's taxonomy places the organism in Eukaryota, Fungi, Ascomycota, Dothideomycetes, Pleosporales, Sporormiaceae. The coding region runs from base 1 to 486 and encodes 161 amino acids.